Messenger RNA from Lepus europaeus (European hare), 3775 nucleotides. RefSeq names its product ADAM metallopeptidase with thrombospondin type 1 motif 16 (gene ADAMTS16). The coding region runs from base 1 to 3639 and encodes 1212 amino acids. NCBI's taxonomy places the organism in Eukaryota, Metazoa, Chordata, Mammalia, Lagomorpha, Leporidae. The transcript has 23 exons. The record is from RefSeq and is a predicted model, not a curated record. Gene Ontology annotation, biological process: proteolysis; extracellular matrix organization. Gene Ontology annotation, molecular function: metalloendopeptidase activity. Gene Ontology annotation, cellular component: extracellular matrix.
AUGCGGAGCCGGGGCUGUGCUGCGCUCUGGGUGCUGCUGCUGGCGCAGGUGGGUGUGCAGGCACCUGCGUGCGCCCUGGGACCCGCAGCAGCAACGCCUGGGAACCCGAGCGUCCCGCACCCUCCUCCUCCCUCGGAGCCCCGGGGCUGGGCGGAAGAGGGCGAGUAUGAGCUGGUGUCUGCCUAUGAGGUGGACCACACGGGAGACUAUGUGUCUCAUGAGGUCACGCACGGCCAGCGGCGGCGGAGGGCGGUGGCUCCGGGAGGUGGCGACUCUCUGCACCUUCGGCUGAAAGGCUUUGGGCACGAUUUCCACUUGGACUUGAGGGCGUCCAGCAAUCUGGUGGCUCCUGGAUUUAUCGUGCAGACGUUCGGGAAGGGAGGCACCAAGUCAGUGCAGAGCUUCUCACCUGAAGACUUCUGCUUCUAUCAAGGCUCCUUACGCUCCCACAGGAAUUCCUCCGUGGCCCUGUCCACCUGCCACGGUUUGGCAGGCAUGAUCAGGACAGAAGAAGCCGAUUACUUCCUGAAGCCUCUGCCUCCACACCUGGCGGGCCCAGCCAGCGCCUCUGCAGGGGGCCACCCGCCCUCCCACGUGCUGUACAAAAGAUCCCUGCCCGCAGCGCCCAGGGCCGGCCACGUGCUGAUGGCCACUGGGAGGUGGAAGCCACCCAGCUUUCCCCUGGGGCUCCCUCAAAAGCAGCAUUUCUGUGGAAGACGCAAGAAAUACAUGCCCCAGCCUCCCAAAGAUGACCUGUUCAUCCUGCCUGAUGAAUAUAACUCUGGCUUCCGGCACAAGCGCUCUCUGCUGAAGUCCCAUAGAAAUGAAGAGCUGAACGUGGAGACGUUGGUGGUGGUUGACAAAACGAUGAUGCAAAACCAUGGCCACGAAAAUAUCACCACCUACGUGCUGACAGUGCUCAACAUGGUGUCGGCUUUAUUCAAGGAUGGUACAAUAGGAGGAAACAUCAACAUUGCAAUUGUAGGUCUGAUUCUCCUAGAGGAUGAACAGCCAGGACUGGUGAUAAGUCAUCAUGCCGACCGCACCUUGAGCAGCUUCUGCCAGUGGCAGUCUGGAUUGAUGGGGAGAGACGGGACCCGCCACGACCAUGCCAUCCUGCUGACUGGCUUGGACAUAUGUUCCUGGAAGAACGAGCCCUGCGACACUUUGGGAUUCGCACCCAUAAGUGGAAUGUGUAGUAAAUAUCGCAGCUGUACCAUCAAUGAAGAUACAGGUCUUGGACUGGCUUUCACCAUCGCCCACGAGUCUGGACACAACUUUGGCAUGGUCCAUGAUGGAGAAGGGAACGUGUGCAAAAAGUCUGAGGGCAACAUCAUGUCCCCUACAUUGGCAGGACGCAACGGGGUCUUCUCCUGGUCACCCUGCAGCCGCCAGUACCUGCACAAAUUUUUAAGCACGGCUCAAGCUGUGUGUCUUGCUGACCAGCCAAAGCCCGUGAAGGAAUACAAGUACCCUGAGAAGCUGCCGGGGGAGUUAUACGAUGCAAACACGCAGUGCAAGUGGCAGUUCGGAGAGAAAGCCAAGCUCUGCAUGCUGGAUUUUAAAAAGGACAUCUGUAAGGCCCUGUGGUGCCAUCAGAUUGGCAGGAAAUGUGAGACCAAAUUCAUGCCGGCUGCCGAGGGCACUGUGUGUGGGCACGACAUGUGGUGCCGCGGAGGACAGUGUGUGAAGUACGGUGAUGAAGGCCCCAAGCCCACGCAUGGCAAAUGGUCCCCCUGGUCCCCUUGGUCCCCUUGCUCCAGGACCUGCGGAGGAGGGGUGUCCCACAGAGAGCGCCUCUGCACCAAUCCCAGACCGUCGCAUGGGGGGAAGUUUUGCGAGGGCUCCUCUCGCACGCUGAAGCUCUGCACCAGCCAGCAGUGCCCGCAGGGCAGCAUGGACUUCCGCGCCGCCCAGUGUGCCCAGUACAACAGCAAGCGCUUCCGCGGCUGGCACUACAAGUGGAAGCCUUACACGCAAGUCGAAGAUCAGGACUUAUGCAAACUCUACUGUAUCGCAGAAGGAUUUGAUUUCUUCUUUUCUUUGUCAAAUAAAGUCAAAGAUGGGACUCCAUGCUCGGAGGAUAGCCGUAAUGUUUGUAUAGAUGGGAUGUGUGAGAGGGUUGGGUGUGACAACAUCCUGGGGUCAGAUGCUGUGGAAGACUUGUGCGGGGUGUGCAAGGGAAAUAACUCAGACUGCAUGACUCGCAGCGGCCUCCACGCCGCGCACCACCACACCAACCAAUAUUACCACGUGGUCACGAUACCUUCUGGAGCCCGGAGCAUUCGUGUCUAUGAAGUGAACAUAUCUACCUCCUACAUUUCUGUGCGCAAUGACCUCAGGCAGUACUAUCUGAACGGACACUGGACCGUGGACUGGCCCGGCCGAUACAAGUUUUCAGGCACCACCUUCGACUAUCGGCGGCCCUAUAAUGAGCCCGAGAGCUUAACCUCUGUUGGACCAACAAACGAAACACUGAUUGUGGAGCUCCUGUUUCAGGGAAGGAACCCGGGUGUUGCCUGGGAAUAUUCCGUGCCUCACCGGGGGACUGAGAAGAAGCCGGCUGCCCCGCCCAGCUACACGUGGGCCGUUGUGCGCUCUGAGUGCUCCGCCACCUGUGGAGGGGGCCAGAUGACCACAAGGGGAGGCUGCUACCGAGACCUGCGAGUCCAGGUGAAUGCGUCCUUCUGCAACCCCCAGACUCGACCUGCCACAGGGCUGGUGUCCUGCCAAGUCUCUGCCUGCCCUCCCAGCUGGUCCAUGGGAAACUGGAGCGCCUGCAGCCACACCUGCGGAGGGGGCACUCAGAGCCGGCUGGUGCAGUGCACCCGGCGUGCACACUACAGCACAGAGCCCGUCGGCACUGCCCUCUGUCCCCAGCCUGUGCCCCCCAGCCGGCAAGCUUGCAACUCCCAGAGCUGCCCGCCUGCGUGGAGCACCGGGCCCUGGGCAGAGUGCUCACGGACGUGCGGGAAGGGCUGGCGGAAGAGGACCGUGGCCUGCAAGAGCACGAACCCUGCGGCCCGCGCGCAGCUGCUGCCCGACGCCGUCUGCAGUGCGCAGCCCAAGCCCAGGCCUCGGGGCGCCUGCCUGCUCCAGCGAUGCCACAAGCCCAGCAAGCUGCAGUGGCUGGUGUCGGCCUGGUCCCAGUGCUCUAUGACGUGCGAGAGAGGGACCCAGAAAAGGUUCCUCCGUUGUGCUGAGAAGUACGUUUCCGGCAAGUACCGGGAGCUGGCUUCCAAGAAGUGCCUGCACCUGCCGCGGCCCCAGCUGCAGCUGGAGCGCACCUGCGCCCUGCUGCCCUGCCCCAGGCACCCCCUCUAUGCUGCCGCCGGCCCCCCGAGGGGCAGCUGGUUUGCAUCACCCUGGUCUCAGUGCACAGCCAGCUGUGGGGGCGGCGUCCAGACGAGGUCCGUGCAGUGCCUGGCGGCCGGCCGGCCAGCCUCGGGCUGCUUCUCCCACCAGAAGCCCACAGCCUCCCAGGCCUGCAACACCCGCUUCUGCCCCAUCCCAGGGAAGAAAGGUGCCUUCUGCAAAGACCACUUCCCCUGGUGCUACUUGGUGCCCCAACACAGGCUGUGCAGCCACAGGUUCUACGGCAAACAGUGCUGUGAGGCGUGCUCCUCCUCCAACCUGUGAGCCGGGCCCACCCCCGCAGAGAAAUCUCAGCCGGAUGGGCUGUGCGGCCUGCUCUGGAAGCCAGGAGCCAGCCGAGGAGGCGGGGUUGCGUUGUCUGACCCGGAGGAGUGCCGGCGCUUGGCUGCGAGCCUGGGUG